UUGAUACUAUUGUGAAUUUAUUUAGCAGAGAACGAACGAACAAUCGUUCGUGUGGUCAUUCCUUCGCCCAUUUUCCAUCAAUCAGUGAACGAAUAUUCUUUCCUCAAGAAAAGUUCGAAAAUUUCGAAACGAAACAGUUGUGGUUUGUUUACUUGUUUUGUUAUAAACAAAGUAUUUUUAUAUUGGCUGUAAUGGGUUGGCCAACUGAAAAAUUGCUUCAACUCAUUGAUCUAUAUAAAAUGUCGCCAUGUCUUUGGGAUCCGCAAGAUAGAUACUAUAAAAAAAGUGUAAUUAAGGAUAGAGCUUGGCAAAGCAUCAGCACUAAACUGGGCUACAAUCCGGUUGCAACCAAGAAGAAAAUGGAUUCAAUACUUGCUUGUUACCGACGUGAGCGGAAGAAACAUGAACUUGAUGACUAUCAUGUUUCCAAGUGGUUCGGCUAUGAGCCAUUAAGUUUCCUGGCUUACAGAUCACAAGUUAAGAAACCCCAAUCCGAGCACCAUGAUCCUCUGAGCAACAUUAUACAGCGCGACAAAUCACCCAGCCAGCUGCUACAACAACAACCCAGCUACGACCAUUCCUUUGAGCCCAAGCAAAGUAAAGUGCACAUCGAAGAAACUGAAGUGGUUUCAGACACAGAAAAAGAAAGUAGCCGCUGUCGCCGAAAUAACAAAAAUAGUCUCGAGAGCAACAGACGAGACGUUAGUGAUGUCUUUGGCGAAUAUGUGGCAACAAAGCACCGAAAGUAUAGUGACCAUGUCAAGAAUGUCAUAGAGCAUCAAAUUGCACAAAUUUUAUUUGAUGCAGAUAUGGGAACCUAUAAUCCUGGAACAACAACAACGAUUACAAUUUCCGGAAGAGCGCCACCUAUUGACACUGAGGCAGAAGGAUCGGAAGAUUUUAUGAAUGCAAAUUAAAUUAAUAAAGGAAGUUUUAAGUUUUAAUAUUAGAAACAAAUAAGUACAUACAUAAUUAGGGGGAGUGUGCACAUAGAGACGUAGAGAAAAAACAGAAUCACAAGAAAAAUAGCUUCAUGCAUAAAAAAGCGAAUAACACAAAAUUCAAUAGAUUUACUUUUCCCUCUUAUACUGUGUUUACUAACCCGCACACCUUUAGUUCAUACACUUCACACUUUUAGUUCAUACAAAUUUGAAGCAAAAAUAUUUCAAAGUGUAUAAACUAAAGGUGGGCACGGUAGUAUACACGGAAACUAUUGGUGUUGCUCGUUUCAUUUAAAAGGUGUUUGCACGAGGCGAUUUUGCGUUCAACUCACGCAGGG
Rhagoletis pomonella (apple maggot) is the source of this 1279-nucleotide messenger RNA. RefSeq lists its product as uncharacterized. NCBI's taxonomy places the organism in Eukaryota, Metazoa, Arthropoda, Insecta, Diptera, Tephritidae. The record is from RefSeq and is a predicted model, not a curated record. Bases 192 to 917 code for a protein of 241 amino acids. The transcript has 2 exons.